UAAAUGUCUGCUGUUUAAGACCCCCAGUGUGUGGUAUUUUGUUAUGGAAGUCCAAGAAAACAAGGGGUGUGUGAUUGAGCCAAAAACACAAAGGCAUAGACUGGCCUGUGACCUACCUGGGGUAAAAGAUAAACUGGGACAGAUCUUUUCUCUUAGCAAUUAGAGCUGGAGGAAACCCUGGGAAGGGGCCAGUGAUCAAUGGAUAUAGAAGUUGAAAGGAUACCAUGAACUAGAGUCAGGACAGUGGUGAGUUGAAGCCACAAGAGAGCAGAAACCAUACGGAAACAAAGGGGCUGAGCCACAGAGAGAACAGCUUAAAGAAAAAGUGCCCAGAGGGAGAGAGACGAGAAAGAGAGACCCCUUGGCCACAAGAGGGAGGAGGCAUUCCCAAGAGCAGCUCCAGUUUCCAACACUUUCCCAGGUUGGGUCCCAGCCCUUGCAGAGCAGUGAUAGGAAACCCUGUUAACUUAGGCAAUUUGAGUGGAUCUCUGUUUCUUGUUCCCUAAAGAUCCAGAGUAGCAUGAAAGGCUAUGUUUAGGGAUGAAUAAGCAACUUUAAAAUACCUAUAGAUGUGUGCAGGAAGCCAGUGGGGGAUUAGGCUGGAAGAAAGGGUUGAAGCAAUCUCUUGGGAGGCUUGUCAGGAGUGCGGACCAUGGGAGGAUGCUUGGCAAGGGCAUGACAAGUCUGAGGUGAGCUUUGGGGAGAUGUGUGUAUGCACUGAGCAUGGAGACUGGAGGCUGCAGGCUGUUAGAGAGCUCUUGGGAUAGUCCAGGCAGGAGGUGAAGAGGGCUGGAUCUGUGGCUAUAGCAGCGUGAAUGGAGAAGGUGUAUUGAUUAAGGACUAGCUGCUGUAACAAACUCCAAAGUAUAUAAUGGCUCUAACAUAGUAGAAGUUUGUUUCUUAUUCAUGUAAAGCCUCAAACAGCUAUUCCUAGUCUGAAGGGUUGAUCAGGGACCCAGGCUCCUUCCAUGUUGUGGCUCCACCUUUCUAAACACCAACCCAUGCAGGCAGAAGGGAACAGAGGAAGUGAAGAAGACAUAACCACGUCCUGAGCCCUCAGGCACAAAGGUGAAGGGAUGGAUUUAGACUCCAAGGGACAUUCUGGUAACUGGGAAAUCUUAUCACAUUCUCCAUCACAUGGGCAGUGUUCAGUUUUGAACUUGUUUCCUGCCUCUUCUCCCUGCAAAUGGGCGACCUUGUUUCCAAGGGGAAUCUUGAAGUCAGUGGUCCUAGUUUCCUAGUUUAUUGCCUUGAGGCAGAGUCCUAGUUUAUUGCCUGUAACGCUUUUUACAGCCACUCAAAGAGGCCUCAGCUGCCGGGCAAAGCUCAGACAGCUCAGGGGGCCAGUGCCCACAGCAGGGGCCAAAAAGAGACAGCAAGAGCCUGGGAGAGAGGAAAUCGAAAGGAAGUGCCUGUAUCUGCAGCAUGAGAAGGGGAGGAAGAACAGAAGAAUAGCCAGCAGUGUUCUAAAACGAGGAAGAAGUCCACCCACUUGCUUUCGUAUCUCUGGUAAAUAUUUGACUGAAUGUUUGCCUUUUCUCUAAGUUUUUUGGUGCUGUGAAGAGAACUGGGCAGAAUACCAGAAUAUCAGAAGCAGUCAUAACCAAGACGCCAGAGAAGCCCGAAGAACAAUCCAGAGAAGCAGAUUGCUCACUGGGGCUGAGGCGGUGCUUUUCCACUGAGAUGCUUUCCACAAACGGAAGGACCAGGCAGCUAAAUGGCACCUGUGCCAGCUCAGUGGACAUGGAGCUCUUCCUCCAUUACUCCCUCAUCCCAUCACUUUUCAUCAUUUUAGUCUUGUCCUUUCUCCAAAGACGAGAGCAGCAUAGACAGAGAGGUGACACUUGCUACCUGCUGGGGAACCACUUUGGAAUCAUCAUACCUCUGGACUUCAUGGGUACUUUUAGGAACCGAUGGUCCUAUGGAAUGGCCUUUGGGGCCACAGCCAAUAAGGUCAUGUUCUUGUUCUCAGAAGGCUACCAGCCCCUGCAGGUCCCGCAGUGGGCCCAAGCCUUUGUGCUUCUGAUCGGAGGCAUCGAAGUCGGCCUGUCCCACUUCCCCUUCUUUGCCUGCCUUUCUUCGGAGUUCCAGCUGGUCAGCUCCAUCCUCGGCUUCAGCUACUCUCUGAUCUGGUUUGCCGUCACUGUCCAUCACAUCACACAGUGUCCCCACGGGCAGUUUGUGGGGAGGUACGAGACCAUCAUGUUCUACUGGCCGUCACUGCUGUGCCUGGCCUUCCUGCUGGGCCGCUUCCUACACAUGUUUGUCAAGUCUCUGAGGGUCUACCUGGGCUGGGAGCUCCCGACGGAAGAAAAGCCUUUCCUGGAAGUUCACCAGGCAAAGCAUGUCAAGAAGCUCCUGAGAAAGUCCCCCAGGCAGGAGAAAAAAAAGUCUUGGUUCCAAACCAGGAUAUAUGAGUGGGACCCCUGCUUUCAUUUCCCAAGCCGAAUGAUUGGAACCACUGUGUUGGCUUUUAUCUGCCUGUACCUUUUCACUGCCAUUGAGUUCUGCGUGUUCGUGUAUGUGAGAGAUGAGCUAGACCUGUUUGAGGGAGAGUUGGAGAGUUACAUCACCUCCGUGAACCAGACGGGGACCCUGACCCCAGUCAUCCUGCAGGUGAAAGAGCUGAUGAACGUCACCAAAGGAGUCUGGGUGGUGACCAUUUUGCCUGCCUUCCUUACGUGUGUGAGCUAUCUGUUCCACAUUUUGGCCUGUUACAGAAAGCACAUGAGGAGGUUGUGGGCAGGAGAUAAACACUUUCUGCCUUUGAAGUUCCACCAUCCUUCCUCGUCGGAGAGUGUGGUGGCCAUUGCAAGGUAUUCUGGCUGGCAAAUAGCCUACAUUCUGUGGGGCUACCUCAUCAUCCACGUGGUGCAGAGCCUGUGUGGCCUGGCAAUCAUGUAUGGCCUAGUGUUGCCCAUCAUCCACAACCAGGGCCUGGAGAUGCUCCGAGGACUGGGCAUCGGGACCCUCACCAUAUCCACCGUCCUGGGUCUCAUGAUGCUGCAGGUAUGGAUCGCCACCAGGUUCUUCCUGCAACCAAAGAUGGGCACAGCCGACACGCAGAAGCCCUUGGCUCUCAACAACAGGAAAGCGUUCCACAACUUCAACUAUUUUCUGUUCUUCUACAACGUGCUGCUGGGCCUGGGCGCCUGCCUCUCCAGGCUGCUCAUCAGCUGCAUCCUGGGCGCGUGGCUCAUCGCCCGCAUCGACAGGACCAUCAUGCAGAGUGGCUAUGAGGGAGCAGACAUGGGCUACAGUGCGUGGAUCGGCAUGCUCUAUGUGGAUCAUUAUCAUACCAACCCUGUGCUCGUCAGCUUUUGCCACAUCCUGAUCACAGGCCACAGGGAGAGGAGGCUGCAGCGGGCCAUCAAAUACUGGUACCUAAACCAGUCAGCAUGUCCCCGUGUCUCAGCCAGGUCCAGGACGAGGUGGCUCCUGCUGCAGACCCUGAUCAACAACCCCAGACUGGUCACGCUCAGAAAAUCAACAGCAGGUUAUGGUUCCCAGGAGUUUACCCAGAUUCUGUUGACGUGCUCAGAACACUGACACUGACCUCCAACUUUGCUACAAGGCCAUUCCAGGAUCACUGCCCCUGCGAGAAGGCCCAGGCUACCCAGCAGCUGUCCCCUGCAAUGUGAUGCGAUGCACAGCCCCUGUCCAUGCACGUGGCACACAGCACUGACCAGGAUGGCAGCUGGGCUAAAGAAUGAAGUGUCAGGUCUAAUUCACUCCCUUGGCAAAAAGAUCAAGAACUAAAGAGAAUUACUCUUAUACAAACUUUGCCCAAUAAUGAUUUCCACUAUCCACUGUUAGGAGGCAGCCU
This is a messenger RNA of Equus caballus (horse), 3826 nucleotides long. RefSeq names its product stimulated by retinoic acid gene 6 protein-like (gene STRA6L1). Gene Ontology annotation, molecular function: retinol transmembrane transporter activity; signaling receptor activity. Gene Ontology annotation, biological process: vitamin A import into cell. Gene Ontology annotation, cellular component: plasma membrane. The record is from RefSeq and is a predicted model, not a curated record. NCBI's taxonomy places the organism in Eukaryota, Metazoa, Chordata, Mammalia, Perissodactyla, Equidae.